This is a messenger RNA of Capsaspora owczarzaki ATCC 30864, 1380 nucleotides long. RefSeq lists its product as hypothetical. Gene Ontology annotation, cellular component: extracellular matrix. Gene Ontology annotation, molecular function: protein binding. The record is from RefSeq and is a predicted model, not a curated record. The transcript has 9 exons. NCBI's taxonomy places the organism in Eukaryota, Filasterea, Ministeriida, Capsasporidae. The coding region runs from base 1 to 1380 and encodes 459 amino acids.
AUGACUGUCGCCUUGACGUGUCGACUGCGCAGGCUUCUUUGGCUCGACGGUCGUGUCAACCUUGAUUCUUCAAACGCCCCCAUCAGCACUUUGCAGCUAUAUUAUUCCACGCCCGUCGUGCUUUCAGCAAACACAUUCACUAAUUUCAACAGUCUUACCUAUCUAUCGUUGCGCGAUGCUUCGAGCAUGGAGGAUCAUGCGUUGGCUGGGUUGCCAAGUUUGUUUGAGCUAGUGCUGACGGGCUCUUUGACAUCAGUCGCUGCUGCCGUCCAGGGCGUAUCGACGCUCACAAAAAUAUGUCCGGAGGGCAACUUGGUUAUUCAAACCAGUAGAAUCACCAGCAUUUCGAGCAACGCGUUUGCUGCCCUGACCUCUCUCACCUCUCUCACUCUGAACAGCAACCCAAUCACGAGUAUUCAUGCUGAUGCCUUCGCUGGGAUCACCAGGCUCCAAGCAUUAUCUCUUCAAAACACCCCCUUGACAACACUACCACCAGGCUUGCUCUACGGCCUCUCGAGCCUCAAUGUAGCAAAUUUUGUUUCAAACAACUUCUCCUUUGGCGGGAACACGGUCGCGCCACCCAGCACCUUUGGAAAUGUCGGCAAUCCACAAACGUUCAUGGCCUCUGCAUCGUCCGACUCGGCGUCGGUAGCUUCAAUCACGUCAGUCUCUUACAUGAAGAUAGCAAACUCAGUCGCCUCUGCCGUGUCUGUCUCGACAAAUUCGAUUGCCUCUGCUGAGUCUGUCGCUUCAGUCAAGUCUGCAGCUAGUGUCUCGGUUUCUUCUGCUUCUAUUCAAUCCUCCAUCUCGGCAAAGUCUGCUGUUUCGGCUCGAUCAAUUGCCUCCAUCAAGUCAGUCACGACUGCUCAGCCUGUUACGUCGGCUGCAACAGAUAUUUCGGCUGGGAGCGGCUCUGUUGCGUCGGCGACGUCCAGCCUUUCCACUAUGAGCGUGUCUGCGACAAGGAAUGUGGCCGCAUCCAACGCGCCCACAGGCGACGACGAGAGCUUGUCGGUCCUUCCCAUCAUUGUCGGAGCUCUUGGUGGAGUUUUGCUUUUGGCACUGAUUGCUAUUGGUAUCUUGAUUCGCCGUCACCGCGCCUCGCGACCCACAAACCAGCCAGCUUCCCAGGAUCUGCACGUCAAGCUCAACAACCCUGUGUAUGACCAAAAGCCGUCCACCGAUUCUCUUUGGUACUCUGGUGUUGUGACACCCUCAUCAAAUGACGCCAGUACCGGAAGUGUGUACGAAACCAUUCCACCUGUUGACAAAACUUACGCGGAGCUGUCCCUUGCUUCUGGCACGAGUCCUCGGCCAUUUACCCGCGUAGAUGUGGUCUACGCAGAGCCGUUGGUUACGCCCACGAACACGAACGAUUGA